Zea mays is the source of this 2523-nucleotide messenger RNA. Its product is annotated as NADP-dependent malic enzyme, chloroplastic. The record is from RefSeq and is a predicted model, not a curated record. The transcript has 19 exons. Bases 286 to 2295 code for a protein of 669 amino acids. Gene Ontology annotation, molecular function: malate dehydrogenase (decarboxylating) (NADP+) activity; NAD binding. Gene Ontology annotation, cellular component: chloroplast. Gene Ontology annotation, biological process: malate metabolic process; pyruvate metabolic process. Lineage: Eukaryota; Viridiplantae; Streptophyta; Magnoliopsida; Poales; Poaceae.
GACAAGCCCUUAGGGCGGUACAUUCCAACUUAACAUAAAACACCCCUCUCACAACCAGACCCCACCGCUGCCACGUCCACGUGCGCCGCACACGCGGGAAAGGGGACUCUACAACACGCAUCGCCCCGAGCCGAGCCCUCUCGCUUCCCUUUUAUACCCCUUGCCACGCGCAUUCCCCUCUCCACUGCCAGCUCCGGUCCGCAGAGGGAGGGAGGAGGACGCCAGUUGCCACUGCCGCGCCGCUCCCGCCUCCCUCUCUCCAUCCGACGAGCUCGAGAAGCCACCAUGAUCUCCGCGCGCACCGCCGCAGCUUCCCCCGCCUCCCUGUGGAAGCGGGGAGGACAAAGUGAGGGCGGCGGCAGUUGCGACGGAUGUCGGACCUACAGGAACACUUUGCGGAGGGCCGCAGCAGCGAAGGUGCGUGCCUUGCCGUCGAGGGCGGUGGAGGCGGUCAAAAUGGGCUCCGCCGCGGAGGUGGAGCAGGAGGAGGCGGAGGUAGCCGCGGCCGCGGACGGCGUCGUCGUCGAGGACCACUACGGCGAGGACAGCGCCACCGAGGAGCUGCCCAUCAUGCCCUGGGCCUUCUCCGUCGCAAGCGGUUACACCCUCUUGAGGGAUCCACAUCACAACAAGGGUCUUGCUUUCACGGAGAAGGAGAGGGAUGCACACCACUUGCGUGGGCUGCUUCCUCCUGCAGUUGUUCCUCAAGAACUCCAAAUUAAGAAGAUCAUGCACAACCUGCGGCAGUACCAGGUCCCUUUGCAGCGCUAUAUGGCCAUGAUGGACCUUCAGGAGAGGAACGAGAGGCUUUUCUACAAGCUUUUAAUUGAUAACGUGGAGGAGCUGCUUCCUGUGGUUUAUACACCAACUGUAGGUGAGGCCUGCCAGAAGUAUGGGUCCAUCUUUCGACAACCACAGGGUCUGUAUGUCAGCUUGAGGGACAAAGGGAAGGUCCUAGAAGUUCUAAGGAACUGGCCACAUAGGAACAUUCAAGUUAUCUGUGUUACUGAUGGUGAGCGAAUCUUGGGACUUGGAGAUUUGGGUUCUCAGGGAAUGGGAAUUCCUGUAGGCAAACUUGCUCUAUACACUGCUCUUGGAGGAGUUCGUCCAUCAGCUUGUUUGCCUAUCACAAUCGAUGUUGGCACAAAUAAUGAGAAACUGCUUAAUGAUGAGUUUUACAUUGGACUCCGGCAAAAACGUGCAACUGGCGAGGAGUAUCAUGAGCUUAUGGAAGAGUUCAUGGCUGCUGUUAAGCAAAUCUACGGCGAGAAAGUCCUCAUUCAGUUUGAGGACUUCGCGAAUCAUAAUGCUUUUAAUUUGCUUGCAAAAUAUAGCAAGAGCCAUCUUGUUUUCAAUGAUGACAUCCAGGGCACAGCAUCAGUGGUCCUUGCAGGUUUGUUAGCAGCACUCAAGGUGGUUGGUGGGACCUUGGCAGAGCACACUUAUUUAUUCCUUGGUGCUGGGGAGGCUGGAACUGGUAUUGCAGAACUCAUUGCUCUUGAGAUUUCAAAACAGACGUCGGCUCCAAUUGAAGAGUGCCGCAAGAAGAUUUGGUUGGUGGACUCAAAGGGUUUGAUUGUUGACUCUCGUAAAAACUCCGUUCAGUCAUUCAAAAAACCUUGGGCACAUGAGCAUGAGCCCUUGACAACUUUGUACGAUGCUGUUCAGUCCAUCAAACCUACAGUUCUGAUUGGGACGUCUGGAGUUGGAAGAACAUUCACAAAAGAAGUUGUUGAGGCCAUGGCUUCCUUCAAUGAGAGGCCUAUCAUCUUUUCACUGUCAAAUCCAACCUCUCAUUCUGAAUGUACUGCUGAAGAAGCAUAUAACUGGACUCAGGGUCGUGUAAUAUUUGCCAGUGGCAGUCCAUUUGACCCUGUGGAGUACGAUGGGAAGGUUUUUGUACCUGGACAGUCGAACAACGCCUACAUUUUCCCUGGAUUUGGCCUCGGUCUUGUUAUCUCUGGAGCCAUCCGUGUCCACGAGGACAUGCUUCUUGCCGCCUCGGAAGCACUAGCUGCUCAGGCCACACAGGAGAACUUCGACAAGGGAUCAAUCUUCCCGCCCUUCACCAACAUUAGAAAGAUCUCUGCGCGCAUUGCCGCAGCCGUGGCUGCAAAAGCUUAUGAACUCGGUACGCACGUGCCCUCUGUUUUGCUUUGCAGUGCAGACACCAUUCCACACCUUGGCGUUCACCACACCGUCACUUCCCUCUGCAGGUUUGGCGACCCGUCUGCCUCCCCCAAGGGACCUGGUGAAAUAUGCACAGAGCUGCAUGUACACUCCUGUCUACCGUAACUACCGGUAGUGCUGCUGGGAUCAAUUCUGCAGUAAUAAAAUAUGUCGACGCAGAUGAUCCUGCAAUGUUGUAGUUUAUUUUUUCAUUUGUUGGCCCUGCUGCUGACCACCUUUGUGGCUGCUAGACACUGUACCUGUCUAUGCAUAUAUGAUACUGGAACAUUUGGCGCGCUGUGGGCGUCCCUGUCAUGAGAUCAAUUGCAGAAAUAAAAUGCAAUUUAGAUUUGA